AACCCAAGCUGCGCCGCCUCCAGUCCACUCGUCUUGUCUGCCUAGUGGUGGUGCGACCUCCCCUCCUCGCCGGCCCGGCGCGCCGCCGAACAUGGACCCGGACGCGGUGCGGCGCAGCCUCGAGCCCACCGCCUCCGCGGAGGAAAUCACGGGAUCCACCACGGCCCGCCUCCACUUCUACGACCCCUUCGUCCUCCACGGCGUCAGCAUCGAGUCCGCCGAGCACGGCCGCCUCCUCUGCUCCUUCGUCGUCGCCCCGCGCCACGCCAGCCCCGCGGGGUACCUCCGCAGCGGCGUCACGGCGACGCUCGCCGACCAGCUGGGGUCCGCCGUCUUCUUCUGCAGCGGGCUCCGCAUGAGCGGGGUCUCCCUGGAGAUCAGCGUCUCCUUUGUCGACGCGGCUACUGUCGGGGAAGAAAUAGAGGUUGAGGGAAAGUUGUUGCGUGCUGGAAAAUCCAUUGGUGUCGUUUCUGUCGAUUUCAGGAAGAAAAAGACAGGAAAGUUGAUGGCGCAGGCCCGUCAUACCAAGUAUCUUGCUGUGUCAAGCAAAUUGUGAGGCUCCCAUUCUGCUAACAAGAUAAUAAGAUAUAAACCCAAUUGCGGCCAAACUCUCCAAUCUCCAUCACUGUGCCAUUAUUACUCGUCAACAAUCAUACAAUGCUUGUGGUCUAUCCUUUUUAGAAAAAAAAAAUAGAAUGCUGUAUCUAUUAGGAAUUCGUGUAUGAAGGGUGGUCUGUCAUAGAUUAUAUAUUUCGAUGAGGCUUGUGGGCUGUAACUUCACAAGAAAAACAGUAAACCAUCCACAAUUCGUAUUCAACUCCACGGCUCCCUUGACUCUUGUUGCAUUGGUGUAGUCUGUCAUCAUCUUGGGAGAUUCACUCUGUAAAAAAUGAGAUCAUAGUUGCAUUAGUCUUUUAUCGGCCUAAAUGGUCCACAUAUUUAAUGUGGGUGUUGUGUAAUACAUAGGCCUAAGAUAGUUGGUGAAUGUAGGCCCAGCUGCCAUCACGCUGUGUGUUAUGUGAGUGUACAAA
Molecule: messenger RNA, 1031 nt
Organism: Panicum virgatum (switchgrass)
Lineage: Eukaryota; Viridiplantae; Streptophyta; Magnoliopsida; Poales; Poaceae
Product: acyl-coenzyme A thioesterase 13-like
Exons: 3
Coding region: 92-556 (154 amino acids)
Molecular function (GO): fatty acyl-CoA hydrolase activity
Source: RefSeq, a predicted model, not a curated record